Molecule: messenger RNA, 1944 nt
Organism: Zea mays
Lineage: Eukaryota; Viridiplantae; Streptophyta; Magnoliopsida; Poales; Poaceae
Product: oligouridylate-binding protein 1
Exons: 14
Coding region: 175-1161 (328 amino acids)
Molecular function (GO): mRNA binding
Source: RefSeq, a predicted model, not a curated record
GCCCGUGGAAAUAUCCACCCGCGGUCCGGGUCACCCCGCAAGGCCGCAACGCCUCCGCUUUCAUUCUUCUUCUCUUUUCUCGUUCCCCCCGUUGGGGUUUUGAGCUCCGACGAACCCUAAUAAUCGCCGGGGACCGGCGACCGAUCGCCCGCCGGCAUGCACCAUUAGCAGCGGAUGAAGCAGGCAGCGGCGGCCGCGGCCGCGGCGCAGCAGGCACUGCUCCUGCAGCAGCAGUCGCAGCCGCCCUUGUUCCCCGUGCACCACCCGCACCCCGGCCUCCUCGCCGCACCACAGAUAGAGCCCAUAGUCAGUGGAAACCUGCCUCCUGGGUUUGAUUCAAGUACAUGCCGCAGCGUGUAUGUUUGCAAUAUCCAUCUUCAAGUGACGGACGCAGUACUGCAGGAAGUCUUCCAAAGCAUUGGUCCAGUAGAAGGGUGCAAGCUCAUCAGAAAAGAAAAGUCAUCCUUUGGUUUCAUUGACUACCAUGAUCGCAGAUAUGCUGCACUAGCAAUUUUAUCUCUCAAUGGCAGACAACUGUAUGGUCAGCCGAUUAAAGUCAAUUGGGCAUAUACAAGUACUCCGAGGGAGGGCACAUCAGGUCAUUUUAAUAUUUUUGUUGGGGAUCUUUGCCCGGAAGUCACUGAUGCUACUUUGUUUGCAUUUUUCUCUGGUUACUCUACUUGCUCAGAUGCUAGUGUUAUGUGGGACCAGAAAACAGGACGAUCCAGAGGAUUUGGUUUUGUUUCUUUCAGGAACCAGCAGUCAUCCUUUGGUUUCAUUGACUACCAUGAUCGCAGAUAUGCUGCACUAGCAAUUUUAUCUCUCAAUGGCAGACAACUGUAUGGUCAGCCGAUUAAAGUCAAUUGGGCAUAUACAAGUACUCCGAGGGAGGGCACAUCAGGUCAUUUUAAUAUUUUUGUUGGGGAUCUUUGCCCGGAAGUCACUGAUGCUACUUUGUUUGCAUUUUUCUCUGGUUACUCUACUUGCUCAGAUGCUAGUGUUAUGUGGGACCAGAAAACAGGACGAUCCAGAGGAUUUGGUUUUGUUUCUUUCAGGAACCAGCAGAAUCUGGAAAAGAGAAUCCAAAUGAUGAUGGUCCUGAAAAUAACCCUCAGUUUACUACUGUUUAUGUUGGCAAUCUUCCUCACGAGGCUACCAUGAAUGAUGUGCGCCUGUUUUUCCAUUCACUGGGGGCUGGUUCAAUUGAGGAAGUCCGUGUAACUCGUGAUAAAGGCUUUGGCUUUGUGAGGUACAGCACCCAUGAGGAGGCUGCAUUGGCAAUUCAGAUGGGUAAUGGCCAACUUAUUGGCGGGAGGCAGAUAAAGUGUUCCUGGGGAAGCAAGCCGACUCCACAAGGGACAGCAUCCUUGCCUCUGCCUCCUCCAGCACUGGCACCAUUCUCCACUGGAGUGUCGGCCACCGACUUGCUGGCCUACCAGCGCCUGGCUCUGAGCAAGAUGGCCUCGAACCACCCAGCCCUAAUGGGUCAGCACUCCUUGAAGCAGGUCGCUGCAUUGGGGAUUGGCGGCGGAGCCAGCCAGUCCAUCUAUGAUGGCGGCUUCCAGGGCAUCAAUACUGUCACCGGCACAACUUCCGCCCAGCAGCAGCAGCAGCUCAUGUACUACUAGAGUACUACUACUCCAUGAGGUACCCAGCUACCUAUCCCUUCAAGAGGAUGGCGAGGAUGAAUGGAUGAUGCCCCUUACUAUACCCCUAUACAUAUAGUAGAUGAUGAAGUCAUUACUAGGACCUUUUUUCCCUAAUCUUUUUAAGACCCAUCUAAGUAACAUGUCCUCUCUAUGCUAGCUAUAUAAUUGUGCAUUUCUGGAUACUUAAAGCCAAGGUUCUUAGUAGUAUAAUCUUCUGUGUUUGACCAUCUUUUAUUGUGAUGUAUGGAUUUUCGUUGGCAAUUACUGUAUAUGUCACUGGAUAGGGGUGGUAAUC